AGAGCAAGAGUUCAAUCGUGAAAAAUUCAUAGCAUUUGACACUUCCCCAAAUUUGACCAUUUGUGGCAAUGUACGUAGAGAGCAAGAGAUGGAUCUUGAAAACCUGGUAGUGGUGGUUGAGGACACCACGACAUAUUUGAGCAAUGCUGACGAAGUAGACAGAGAGCAAGAGCUCAAUGGUGAGAUUCUCAUAGUGGAGGAUACUGCCCCAAAGUCGAGCUCUUAUGAUGAUGAUUUAACAAAGAAAAAUGUCAUGUUAGGAGAGGAAAACACUGAAUUGAAGAUGAAAAUAGGCCAAGUAAUGGAGGAAAAUGAACUACUUCGUAGGCAGAAUACCCAAUUUCAAGAGCAGAACUCCGAUUUGAAGAAAGAGCUGGACUUGUUGAGAGAAGAAAGCAGAAUUUUAAGGAUGUCAAUAAGUACAUUUUUGGACCGAAUGGAUAGACAUGUUUUGGAUUUUGAAACUAAUUCAACUGAGUAAACAUGCUAUCCUUGAAUUUCAUCCUAAUCUUACCUAGCUGCUUAUAGCGCUAGAGCUCUGCACCCAAACAACCCCAAACUUCAGACCUUGCUGCAGCCGCUACAUUGAUCAAUCCCAG
Messenger RNA from Abrus precatorius (Indian licorice), 599 nucleotides. RefSeq lists its product as uncharacterized. NCBI's taxonomy places the organism in Eukaryota, Viridiplantae, Streptophyta, Magnoliopsida, Fabales, Fabaceae. Bases 89 to 481 code for a protein of 130 amino acids. The transcript is spliced from 2 exons. The record is from RefSeq and is a predicted model, not a curated record.